This is a messenger RNA of Exophiala mesophila, 1671 nucleotides long. RefSeq lists its product as uncharacterized. The transcript is spliced from 2 exons. The record is from RefSeq and is a predicted model, not a curated record. Gene Ontology annotation, molecular function: structural constituent of ribosome; RNA binding. The coding region runs from base 178 to 1164 and encodes 328 amino acids. Gene Ontology annotation, cellular component: ribosome; mitochondrial small ribosomal subunit. NCBI's taxonomy places the organism in Eukaryota, Fungi, Ascomycota, Eurotiomycetes, Chaetothyriales, Herpotrichiellaceae. Gene Ontology annotation, biological process: translation.
CCAGCUUCAAGCAUUGCUAUUAGAGAGAAUAGGGAUUUGGUUCACGACGCUGGCCACGGAACAGAAGCAGCUGGCAGUCUCAAACCUAUUCCUGACACCUCUUGACCCAGUCGUUGCCAUAUUGUACAGGUGGCCAUCACUCCUGGCAGUUUUGCUAUCCUCUCUGCUCCCGCCGACAUGGCGAGACCGAGUGUCAAUGUCGUCUCUUCUGCCAUCGCUUGGACGUGCAGCAACUGUCGCCAGAAAAUGCGACCAAGUCUCUUGCCAUCCUUGAAGAAUAGGCCUUGGAUGCGGUAUUCCAGAUGGCCUCAGAUGUCGUCCUUUUCCACCUCAUCAAGUCGAUCAAUAGACGCCGAACCCCCAGUCGAGAUUCGUGCAGCUCCCGAGAUAAAAUUCGACAAGCCCAAAGUUGACACGGAUGCAUCGACACCUUCACCGGCUCGGAUUAUUCCAAGCUCACCAUCCUAUUUCACCGGCUCUCCUACUUUCACCGACGACACUUUACUUCUACAAUCCUUGGUGGAUAAAUACAGCCAGGUGCCAACCGUUGCAGCCGACCAGAUUCCACGAGCAUAUUGGGUGACGGUUGGGCAUUAUCGAUCUACCGUCAGCGAAAGGGUAACAUCGUCCAAAUUUGCCAGGCUGCAGCGCCUCCUCGGCCAAUUGAACAGGAUCCAUCGCUCUUUUAUGCCAGAAGAGGUACAAACCGUCUUGCAACGCUUCACACGACCGGGACUCGAGAAAAUCGCACAAGCAAAAGUUGGCAAGAUUGACCAAUGGGGUCGGUCACUAGGAGUUGGCCGGAGGAAAGAGUCAACUGCAAGAGUUUGGCUGGUGGAAGGGACAGGUGAAGUCUUGGUCAACGGCCGAAGCAUCACCGAGGCAUUUCCUCGACUCCACGACCGAGAAAGUGCACUGUGGGCACUGAGCUCCGCCCAGCGCAUGGACAAGUACAAUGUUUUUGCGCUCAUUCAAGGAGGAGGGCUCACUGGACAGGCCGAAUCAAUGACGUUGGCCCUUGCAAAAGCAUUGUUGGUACACGAACCGGCUCUCAAGCCUGCUCUGCGUCGAGCUGGCUGUGUUACUUCAGAUGCGAGACGUGUCGAGCGAAAGAAGCCUGGACGGGUCAAGGCUCGCAAAAGGCCAACUUGGGUUAAGCGAUGAGCACUGGGACUACGGGGCGAGAUAUGUAAACACAAACUGCGCCUUGCUCGAUACCAUUAUUGUUGCCAGUUACUUGUACAUUAUCGGCUUGUGGACGGGUACAUUCAGGUGCGACUUUAUCAGAUGAGCACUAGUUGUUUCACCAUUGAUCGAGCACAUGUCAGACACCUUGUCAUUGAUGUUGACGGGUGUGAGUCAUAAACUGUACAAAGUUGAUCCACGAUGGUGUCUGAACUUCAACGGACCUGUCUGUAACGUGCUCUGGCUAGGAAGAGACCGGAGCUGGAGCUUGCCUAAUCCAUCUCUUUGUCAGCAGGCGCCUGUGGUUAGAAGCGUUUACGGUGGGUUUGCUGCAAUUGCAAGAUGUUGUUGUCAUAUAGAUCAGACCUAGCUACCGGACCUGAGUGCUGUAGCCUAUAAUAAAGUGAGAGCAUGACAACAGUCAUUCUACAGCGCAACACGGUCAGCAGUCAUGGGCCAAUGCAAUAAUGAUGAGGCACAGAUGUG